Molecule: messenger RNA, 2837 nt
Organism: Carlito syrichta (Philippine tarsier)
Lineage: Eukaryota; Metazoa; Chordata; Mammalia; Primates; Tarsiidae
Product: kalirin RhoGEF kinase
Exons: 15
Coding region: 347-2023 (558 amino acids)
Biological process (GO): axon guidance; intracellular signal transduction
Cellular component (GO): cytoplasm; postsynaptic density
Molecular function (GO): guanyl-nucleotide exchange factor activity; protein binding
Source: RefSeq, a predicted model, not a curated record
UUACUCUCAUUCCUCAAGUGAAAACGGAGGCAAGUCCGAGUCCGUGGCCAACCUACAGGCCCAGUCCUCCUUAAACUCCAUCCACAGUUCCCCUGGCCCCAAACGCUCCACCAACACCCUUAAGAAAUGGCUGACGAGUCCCGUGCGUCGACUCAACAGCGGGAAAGCGGAUGGAAACAUCAAAAAGCAGAAGAAAGUACGAGAUGGUCGGAAGAGCUUCGACCUGGGAUCUCCCAAGCCUGGGGAUGAGACGACUCCUCAGGGAGACAGUGCUGAUGAGAAGAGCAAGAAAGGUUGGGGUGAAGAUGAGCCAGAUGAAGAAUCACACACCCCUCUCCCGCCACCUAUGAAGAUUUUUGACAACGACCCCACACAGGAUGAAAUGUCCUCCUCUUUGCUAGCAGCCCGGCAGGCUUCCACUGAAGUACCUACUGCUGCAGACCUUGUCAGUGCAAUAGAAAUGUUGGUCAAAAGCAAGCUGAGUCUAGAAGGAAGCUCAUACCGGGGGAGCUUGAAAGACCCUGCAGGCUGCCUGAAUGAGGGGAUGACAUCACCCACUCCCCCUAGAAACCUGGAGGAAGAACAGAAAGCCAAGGCCCUAAGAGGCAGGAUGUUUGUCUUGAAUGAGCUGGUGCAGACAGAGAAAGACUAUGUCAAGGACCUGGGGAUUGUGGUAGAGGGCUUCAUGAAGAGAAUAGAAGAAAAGGGUGUCCCUGAGGACAUGCGAGGAAAGGACAAAAUCGUGUUUGGAAAUAUUCACCAGAUUUAUGACUGGCAUAAGGAUUUUUUCCUAGCCGAACUGGAAAAGUGUAUCCAGGAGCAGGACAGAUUGGCACAGCUCUUCAUUAAGCAUGAGCGGAAGCUGCACAUCUAUGUGUGGUACUGCCAGAACAAGCCACGCUCAGAGUACAUUGUUGCUGAGUAUGAUGCCUACUUUGAGGAGGUAAAACAGGAGAUAAAUCAGAGGCUGACGCUUAGUGACUUCCUUAUCAAGCCCAUUCAGAGAAUAACAAAAUACCAGUUGCUCCUCAAGGACUUCCUGAGAUACAGUGAGAAGGCUGGUUUGGAGUGUUCAGAUAUCGAGAAAGCAGUGGAGUUAAUGUGCCUUGUUCCCAAACGUUGCAAUGACAUGAUGAAUCUAGGACGCCUGCAGGGCUUUGAGGGCACCCUGACUGCUCAGGGGAAGCUGUUGCAGCAGGACACGUUCUAUGUGAUCGAGCUGGAUGCAGGCAUGCAGUCCCGGACCAAGGAGAGACGCGUGUUCCUCUUUGAGCAGAUUGUGAUCUUCAGUGAACUGCUCAGGAAGGGAUCCCUCACUCCAGGCUACAUGUUCAAAAGGAGCAUCAAGAUGAACUACUUGGUCCUGGAGGAGAAUGUGGACAAUGACCCCUGCAAGUUUGCGCUCAUGAAUAGAGAGACUUCUGAGAGGGUCAUUCUGCAAGCCGCCAAUGCUGACAUCCAGCAGGCCUGGGUGCAGGACAUCAACCAAGUCUUAGAAACACAGCGAGACUUCCUAAAUGCACUACAGUCGCCCAUUGAGUAUCAGCGAAAAGAAAGGAGCACGGCCGUGAUGAGGUCUCAACCAGCUAGGGUUCCUCAAGCCAGCCCUAGGCCCUACUCCUCUGUCCCCGUGGGCUCUGAGAAGCCCCCAAAGGGCUCCAACUAUAACCCGCCUCUGCCACCCCUGAAGAUAUCUACCUCCAAUGGCAGUCCAGGGUUUGACUACCACCAAACUGGGGACAAGUUCGAAGCCAGCAAGAACGACCUGGGAGGCUGCAAUGGGACCUCGUCCAUGGCCGUGAUCAAAGAUUACUAUGCACUGAAGGAGAACGAAAUCUGUGUGAGCCAAGGUGAGGUGGUCCAGGUCCUCGCCGUCAACCAGCAGAACAUGUGCCUGGUGUACCAGCCUGCCAGUGACCACUCCCCUGCUGCGGAGGGCUGGGUCCCAGGCAGUAUCCUGGCACCCCUCACCAAAGCCACGGCAGCAGCAGCAGCAGAAAAUAGUGACGGGAGCAUCAAGUAAGUGCCUCGCUGGCUUCCCUGGGAGAGCUGUAUGUGGAUUAAAAAAAUUCAGAAACAAACAAAAGAACACAAAAAUGCAAACACAUGGUAGGGAAUUACUGCUGCUUAUUCGCGACAGUGCCACUGGAACCAAUGUUUGAGUCCUGGAACCACACACAGCAUGAGGGCGUCCAGGCUGGAUUGUUCCGGGUGUUUUUUGUUGGUGGUGGCGGUGGUUUUUCCUUCUCGUUUAUAAUUUUCUGUUCAUUUUUCCUUCUUUUUUUCCCCCCACUCAUUAAGAAAAGAACCCUACUGAAACCCUAGGUGACAAAAGGCAUGCCUCCUGUUGCUACACUUGACCCACCACAGGACUCACUGGACUGGACUUCUAUUUAUAUUGUAUUAAGUUACUGAUAUAUAUAUAUUUUUUUGAUUGACACCAAAAAAUUACCUUAGCACAAAUGCCAGACCUGUAAAGGUCACAGGCCUGCUGCUUUCUCCCAGGAGAGAGGGAACUUUUUGGUUGUCUGUGGCAAUUCCUCUGUAUAGAUUGUAACUUUUUUUUUUAAUUUACCCCUUCCCUGUCACUUUAAUAUAUGUUCAUGGUAAUUUGUAAGAUAUUUCUUUUCCUUAUUUUGGUUGCGAAGACCCUUCCGAACACAUUCCUGUAUAAAGUAUUUUGCACUAUUUAAAGAAACCCAUACGGAUGAAGUCAGGUUGUGCAAUAUAAUGGAGAGUCACAAUGCUCAUCAUUGUACCUGUAAUGUAACUAAUAAUUUUAAAUGUACUAUUUUAAAUAUGUAAAAUAAAUUUUCACCAUGAGCAUGUUUUAAUGA